GGAAAAAAGUGCUGCAGGUUGACACGUGAAGGUGAGUGACGAUUCCUGGGCACGAUGACGCACGGGGAGUGAUGCUGAACGGGAGCGAGGUGCUGUGAGGAUGUUAGGUUGCAUGACGGUGCGAUUGGUGGUGGUGGGGCUGGUGGUGAGGGGUGGGAGGAUGAUGAGGAUGAUGAUGGGCAUCAUCAUCCUCAUCAUCAUCUGAGAGAAAGCGCGGAGUACCUGAAGCUUGCGCGCGCGGGUGCGCGGCCGCAGACUCGAGCGCUCCGUCCGCGGUGAGCGCACUUGGCUCUCCUAUCCUCUGUCCGCCUCAGAGCGCAGCGCCGCCGCCACAGCUCCGCCAAAUGUGCCGGGAAACGCGUCGGAACGCAAGGAGCAAAAGUUAGGCCACCAGAUGCUGUCUCUGCCUGCUGAAGCUGCGCCCGACAGGAGCAACCUAAAGGAUGGAUACUGCUCAGAGUUUUGCCCCAAAAGCUGGCCUCUUUUUGCAGCUUUUAAUACAACAGACUUGAUACCGAGGUUCACGAGAGCCUGCAAAGUGCCCCCAUCAGUCUAUCUUUCAUGUUAUUUUAACAGUAUUUUUUUAUCAGCUGAAUACCAUCAGUGGCGACAUCUCUAACAUUUUCCAGAUGGAUUGCCUACUUUCAGCACAGUAGGUUUCAUUUGCAUAUUUCCUACUUUUCUCUCCCUGUACUAAUGCAAGCAUCUUGAUGCAUUGCCAAUGUAAUAGAGCAUUUGCUCGAGGACCCAUCGCUCAAAUUACGUUCUGACAGGACAGACUUAAUGUGAUCAUUUCUCUGAUUGCUUUUAUGAGACUACCCUGAUGUCCCUCUCUCGUCCGGAGCUUAACCAGGUGCGCGUUUGAGCCCACCUCUCCUGCACAGGACAGUCAAGUAUCGGGGCAGAACUGGUGCUGAUGGUUCCUGUUCUGGACAACAUGACCCCUUCGUCUGUAACACAGAACUGCUCCAACUGCAGCCAAGUUUUGGCCCCAGAGCUCAACACGGUCAAAGCUGUGGUUUUGGGCAUGGUUCUGGGUGUCUUCAUCCUGUUUGGUGUCAUUGGGAACAUCCUGGUGAUCCUCUCUGUGGUUUGUCAUCGACACCUGCGGACUGUCACGUACUAUUUCAUUGUGAAUCUGGCUGUGGCAGACUUGCUGCUGAGUUCCACUGUGCUACCCUUCUCUGCUAUCUUUGAGAUCCUGGAUCGCUGGGUGUUCGGACGGGUUUUCUGUAACAUCUGGGCAGCUGUGGAUGUGCUCUGCUGCACCGCCUCCAUCAUGAGCCUCUGUGUGAUCUCCGUGGACCGCUACAUCGGAGUCAGCUACCCCUUGCGUUAUCCGGCCAUCGUGACUAAACGCAGGGCCCUGUUGGCCGUGAUGCUGCUGUGGGUGCUUUCCAUCAUCAUUUCCAUCGGACCUUUGUUUGGCUGGAAAGAGCCGGCGCCAGAGGACGAAACCGUCUGCAAGAUCACAGAGGAACCGGGAUACGCCAUCUUCUCAGCAGUGGGCUCCUUCUACCUCCCUCUAGCCAUCAUACUCGUCAUGUACUGUCGAGUUUACGUGGUAGCUCACAAAGAGAGCCAGGGCCUAAAGGAAGGGCAAAAGACAGAAAAGUCUGACUCAGAGCAGGUGAUACUGAGGAUGCACCGCGGAAACACGACCGUGUCAGAGGACGAGGCGCUUCGCAGCCGCACGCAUUUCGCCCUGCGACUGCUCAAGUUCUCACGGGAGAAGAAGGCGGCCAAGACUUUGGGGAUUGUGGUUGGUUGCUUUGUGCUGUGCUGGCUGCCAUUUUUCUUGGUGCUACCAAUUGGCUCCAUUUUUCCCGCUUAUAGACCCUCAGACACUGUCUUCAAGAUCACUUUCUGGCUCGGUUACUUCAACAGCUGCAUCAACCCCAUCAUCUACCCAUGCUCCAACCAGGAGUUUAAAAAAGCUUUCCAGAGUUUACUCGGAGUUCACUGUUUGAGGAUGACUCCCAGAGCACACCACCACCAUCUGAGUGUGGGUCAAGGCCAAGCCCAAGGCCACAGCCUCACUAUCAGCCUGGACAGCAAAGGAGCUCCCUGCAGACUCAGCCCGUCCUCCUCCGUCGCUCUGUCCAGAACGCCUUCCUCCAGGGACAGCAGGGAAUGGAGGGUCUUUUCUGGAGGCCCCAUCAACAGCGGGCCUGGACCGACCAAAGCGGGCCGAGCUAAAGUGGCCAAACUCUGCAAUAAAAGCCUCCACAGAACCUGCUGCUGCAUCCUCCGAGCUAGGACUCCCACACAGGAACCAACUCCUCUCGGAGACCUUCCUACUAUUAAAAUUCACCAGCUGUCCCUGUCGGAAAAAGGAGAACCUGUUUAACCACUUUGAUCAUUCAAGCAUGAGUGGCUCUUCUGUGGAGGUCAAGGAUGAGAAUGUGUUUCAUUUUUGCUCUGAUGGAUUCAUGGCUUCUUUUUUAUAUAUAUAUAUAUUUGAGCUGUGCUACAAUUCUGUGGAGCCGAAGCUCAAAAAUAAUAAGUGUUUAUGCAGUUUUUGUUCAGAUUUUUUAAAGUGCAGCAAAAAGUUAAAGUUCCCCUGUGUGGUGGACUCAACUCAGUCGAAAAUAAUCUAAAUGUUUACAUUUUUCACAAUGCAUAAACUGACAAACAAGUGUGCGUAAGAAUGUUUUUAUUUAUUGUACGAUCGCACAAAUUGCUGAUUUGUUUACUCUAAAGAUUGCCACAAGCUGUUCCUAUUGUGUGAAUGUAAAACCCAGGAGACCCUGCAUACUUCUGUGUUGCUUAUAUAUUUGUAUGCCGUAUUCCCAAGAAAAAAAAACAUUUGGGGGACA
Messenger RNA from Oryzias melastigma (Indian medaka), 2819 nucleotides. It is a transcript of the gene adra1aa, whose product is annotated as adrenoceptor alpha 1Aa. The record is from RefSeq and is a predicted model, not a curated record. Bases 917 to 2350 code for a protein of 477 amino acids. The transcript is spliced from 3 exons. Gene Ontology annotation, cellular component: membrane. Gene Ontology annotation, biological process: phospholipase C-activating G protein-coupled receptor signaling pathway; adenylate cyclase-activating adrenergic receptor signaling pathway; cell-cell signaling. NCBI's taxonomy places the organism in Eukaryota, Metazoa, Chordata, Actinopteri, Beloniformes, Adrianichthyidae. Gene Ontology annotation, molecular function: alpha1-adrenergic receptor activity.